GUGUGCACAUGGUCGUAAUCGCGGGACGUCGUCUCCGGAUGUACUCUUGAGUUCGUACCUUGUAUGACUAGCAAGCUGGUUGCCGCAUGCGUUUACCAUAGCUUACUUUGAGCUUACUAACGCCAAUACCUCUUUGGCUCCAUAGAUCAGAGCGAUCCUCUGCUUUCUCUUCUCCGAGUCUUCAACAUUUCCGUCGGCAAUUUCCUAGAAGCUGCCCACCAUUGCAAGCUCAGCAGAAGCCGGUUCCUGUUACAAUCGCGUUGUCGGGUGGCUCAGCGUCGCAUGUACCGGAUUGUCGGAGUUAGUAGAUCGAGCAGGCAAAACGACGGGAUGCUGCUCCGAGCGACGAAGACGGUAGUGUGCUGCACGCUGGGCCCGAUCGUAUGGGGGCUGCUGUCGCUGCUGUUCCUGCUCCUCGUGGCUCUGGGAGUCACGGCACUCGUGCUCUACUUCGUCUACAAACCCCAGCUACCAGAAUGCGACGUACAGAGCGUAACGGUAACCAGACUGAACGUCACUCGCCUGACCUCGUAUCCGUUCAACGAAACGACCUACGCAGCUCUCGCCGCCAUGGACACGGCCAGCAGAGCAGCCGCUUUGGGAGUGAAUAACGGCAGCACAGCCCUUACUGACCCAGCGUCUUCGCUAGAUGCUCUAGGCAAUGCCACCGUGCCGCCGAGGCUGGGGCUGAAUGCUGACGUGGGAUUCACCCUGGAAUCGCGGAAUCCCAACAAGGUCGCCAUCGACUAUAAAUACGUGAACGCCUCUAUCAUCUACCGCGGGGUCACUGUGGGAAACACGUCGAUACCGCCCUUCACGCAGCAGGCUCAGACCAACACGAGCGUGCCAGCACAGCUCAUCGUCAUCGACUUCCCGCUCGAUAUAGUCACGGGGCCCGUCAUGCUGGCUGACCUGAACGCCGGCAGCGUUCCUCUACAGUUGCUGCUUCAACUAGGAGCGAGGAUCAACAUUCUGGGGGUAGCAUCCCCCUUUGCCCUGGUCGGUCUGUUGUGCGAUGUGACUGUGGACCCAAUAACCCGCACGGUCAAAGAAACGCAUUGCUCGCUGCAGAAUGUAGGGUUUGCAUGAUCAGGCGCGAAAGAGCAGCUUGACAAUAAAUCACUGUAGAAGCCCCUGCCACCUCUGCAUGUCGUCUCCAGGCCUUGUCUGUUGUAUUGUUCUGGUUAUACAACCAGGUGUUUUAGUCACUUCCCAUCGAUUAGUACGUCUCGAGUGCAAGAAAGUUACAGCACAUUGGUAGGUAGCACAGGGAAUGUUUUCAUGCAGCCAUGUC
Messenger RNA from Closterium sp. NIES-67, 1294 nucleotides. Lineage: Eukaryota; Viridiplantae; Streptophyta; Zygnematophyceae; Desmidiales; Closteriaceae. The record is from the annotation of a GenBank genome assembly.